AUGUCCGAUUUCUCGUUUGAACCUAUUCCACCCCGCCUCACACCUUCAUCACAACCACUAGAAGAAGAACCAGAACCAGACCCAAACAGGAUCCCAACUCCACCUCUCCGUAGAUCUAUAUACCCUCACCCGCACGCCCCAACCUGGUACGUCAACGUCGUGCCCUACAACCCCACCUGGCCAGAACAAUUCCUCAUCAUAAAAUCUCACCUACACAAUCUCCUCGAAACCUCGUCUCCAGCGGCACCGUACCUGACCAUCGAACACGUCGGCAGUACUUCUGUCCCUGGCCUGGCCGCAAAACCCAACAUCGAUGUCCUAGCCACUUUCUCCAGUCAAGAGGCGCUCGAAGCUGCUAUGGAAGCGCUCAAUUGGGAGAUUCCGAUUGCACCGCCAUUCGUGAAGUACACGCAGAUACCACGGGGCGGCGGGAUACCUGGACGUGAAAGCUUCAAGAUCUACUUAUUCGACUAUAGCCCUUAUUAUGCCAGUACACCUGAGAGAAGUCUGUAUUUGAUUGCGGAUACGGAGGAGAACUGGGCUGGACGAGUACAGAUACGAUGUUAUAGGACGGUCAGGGAAGUUUUGAGGAUGGGGGAAAAUAGAGAUCUGUUGGAGGUAUAUGCGGCGGUGAAAACUGAGCUUGGGAAGCAAACUUUUCAGAAUAGCUUGGAGUACAGCGCUAGGAAAGAUGAGAUUGUGAGGAAGAUACUUUUGAGGGGCAGAUGGACGGAGGAGGAAGUGAAGGCCAAAGAGGAUUUGAGUCGAAGGGAGUGGGUUGUGGAUGCAGAUGAUGAUUAUUGA
Molecule: messenger RNA, 804 nt
Organism: Lithohypha guttulata
Lineage: Eukaryota; Fungi; Ascomycota; Eurotiomycetes; Chaetothyriales; Trichomeriaceae
Exons: 1
Coding region: 1-804 (267 amino acids)
Source: RefSeq, a predicted model, not a curated record